Salvia miltiorrhiza (redroot sage) is the source of this 1413-nucleotide messenger RNA. RefSeq names its product zinc finger protein CONSTANS-LIKE 10-like. The record is from RefSeq and is a predicted model, not a curated record. The transcript is spliced from 6 exons. Bases 172 to 1236 code for a protein of 354 amino acids. Gene Ontology annotation, biological process: regulation of flower development. Lineage: Eukaryota; Viridiplantae; Streptophyta; Magnoliopsida; Lamiales; Lamiaceae. Gene Ontology annotation, molecular function: protein binding. Gene Ontology annotation, cellular component: nucleus.
CGGACAUCCUCAACGCUAUAUAACAAACUCUUAUUUCUGGAUGUUGUAAGAUAACAACGUAAUCUACAACCACCACACCCCAUGCUUAAUUCUGAGAAGCGCUACCUGCUGCUGCUCUCUCUAUAAAAACAUUAAUUACUGCUUCUAAUUAUCCUCAGUCUCACACAAACAAUGAUGCAAAGCAUGGCUCCUCCUCAAGACCACCAUCCUGCUGAUGAAAUUACGAGCCCACUGGGAGCUCAGAUUUUCGAGUUUUGCGAGUCGGAAUUUUUCCCGGAAGCGCUUCAAAAUUCAGAGGUUGGUUCGAGUUCAAAUUGCUGCUAUGAAGAGCAUACUUCGUAUCCAACGACUCUCUCCAACAUAUAUAAGGGUGCAGUAGAGAAUCCGGCGAGAAACAGCAAGCUGCAGGGCAUGGUGUUGGAAGAUGACAUAUCGGCGUCGAUCGAUUUCACUCUCUCUCACGAUCAACAAUACACCACCAAUCAGGAGGCCUUCCCCAACCCCAUGGAGCAGAACCAGUUAUUAGGCGAGGUGGCGGCGGAGGGAUCGCUCUACGCGCCGCAUCUCUACAACCCGGAGGAGUACAAUAUCCGGCUGAGGAGCGCGGAUCCCAUGAUCGCCUCCUACCUCUCGUCCACGGCGCCGUUUCCGUUGGACAGUCCGUGGCUGGUGCUUGGCGGUGUGGAUCAGGAGAUGGAAUCUCAGGGAGAUAACGGCGGCUUUUUAUUCCCGGAUUCGCUCGCAAGGGCUUUGAAUUGCUCCACCGCCGAUCUUCAGACACUUAGCACUAGUGAGAGUCAACAUAUGGUCAACGGUAGUCCUAGUACUACUCUGGCAUCUGAGAUUUCAAGCUUGGAAGAUCCCACGUUUAAAGUGGGCAAAAUCUCGGCUGAAGAAAGGAAGCGGAAGAUCCAUCGAUACCUCAAGAAAAGGAAUGAAAGGAAUUUUAGCAAGAAAAUCAAGUAUGCUUGCCGGAAAACGCUGGCAGACAGCCGGCCGAGGGUGAGGGGAAGAUUCGCAAAAAACGACGAACUCGGAGAGCUUGCAAGAAAUUCCGGCAACAACCAAGACGACGACGUAGAUGAAGAUGUUAACCAGAUGUUACGAAACUCCAUGCCUGAUCACCACCACAAGGCUGUGAAAGAAGAAGAUGGUAUCGACCCCUCAGAGUUAUUUUCACACAUUAGUGAAGUGAAUUCCUUCAAAUGCAACUACCCCAUCCAAUCUUGGAUCUAAUUUCACUGAUUUUGUACCAGAUCGAUCAUUAAUUAAUCAUCCUUAACUAGUACAGCUUAACAAAUAUUUGUAUUUUAUGUUUACCUUUGUACGCGUAUGUGUGCUCAUAGUUAUACACGCUGUAGUUCUUGAAUGACAUUUUAAUUUUUGUAUAUAUACUAUAAAUUAAUUUGAGUA